AUGAAGAGUUUAGCGAGUAAUCCAGGAGAAAAGGCACUUCAGGCAGAGGAAGCAGCGGGGACAGAGAUCUUGGGCGACCUCUGUGUCCCUCCUGGUAUUCCUGUGUUCCUGCAGUCCCUCUCCACCUCCCUGUCACCCCUUCCUCCUGUGCUCAUCCAGGCCUUCUCCAGCCAGUGGAAUCCAGCCCCGGUUCCUGUCAGCAGCCCUUCCCUGCUGCUCCCCAUCCCUGCCAUCGUCUUCAUUGCUGUGGCCAUCUAUUUGUUGCUGCUGGGCCUAGUGCUGCUGACUAGGCACUGCCUGCUGGCCCAGGGCCGCUGCACAGACUGCAGCUCCCCCUGCAGGAAGCAAGGUGCCUCGGGGCCACAAGAUUGUUGCUGGACAUGUGCAGAAGCCUGUGACUUCCCUCUGCCUAGCCCAGGCCACUACCUGGAUGCUUGCUGCCCCCAGCCCACUGAAGCUGGCUGGGCCCCACAGUGCCCUCGCUGCUGCCCACUCUGUGACUGUGCCUGUGCGUGCCAACUUCCCGACUGCCAGAGCCUCAACUGUCUCUGCUUUGAGAUCAAGCUCCGAUGAGGACCCAGGAUCUAUGCCCUUUGGGGAGCAGCCAGCCCCAGGGCCCACAUGCCCUCCUCCCUAAGGGGCCUCCAGACACCUUUCUUCAGGCCACUGGAAGCACCAAUGGCCUGCUCAGCUUGCUGUGGAGGGCCUGGCUCCCUGCAGGGCUGAACUCAGAGAGCCAGCAGGACUGCAGCCCCUUUGUAGGGCCAGAAGAGAGAGGAGCUAGUGUGCCCGCA
Cynocephalus volans (Philippine flying lemur) is the source of this 794-nucleotide messenger RNA. RefSeq lists its product as uncharacterized. Lineage: Eukaryota; Metazoa; Chordata; Mammalia; Dermoptera; Cynocephalidae. Bases 1 to 573 code for a protein of 190 amino acids. The record is from RefSeq and is a predicted model, not a curated record. The transcript is spliced from 4 exons.